Messenger RNA from Branchiostoma belcheri (Belcher's lancelet), 2409 nucleotides. Its product is annotated as growth hormone secretagogue receptor type 1-like. Lineage: Eukaryota; Metazoa; Chordata; Leptocardii; Amphioxiformes; Branchiostomatidae. Bases 366 to 1580 code for a protein of 404 amino acids. The transcript has 4 exons. Gene Ontology annotation, molecular function: G protein-coupled receptor activity. Gene Ontology annotation, cellular component: plasma membrane. The record is from RefSeq and is a predicted model, not a curated record. Gene Ontology annotation, biological process: G protein-coupled receptor signaling pathway.
UGUUUUCCAUAUGACUCGUCGGCUUGGACAAUGACAUAGUGUCGCUAACCUGAACCGUUAGUUAGGCCUGAUCUCUUCGUCUGACGAAAGCUAAUUGGUCAUUAUUUGGAAAGGAAGGAUUUGUUUGUGGAAGAAUGAAGGACUUUUAGAUAAGGAAAAGGCGUGACCGUUGAGGCUGAACCUGUGCUGCUCAGUAUGUCUUCGUGAAGUUUACAAACCCAUUGACGUCAACAAAAGUCAACGAAGUUAGCGUUGGCGUGAACAUUUUUCUUUUCGAGUAGUACUAGUGGUGUGGGAUGGGCAUCUUGCUAUCAAACAUUGUGUUCUAGCAGAGACGAUAGCAAACAUUUACAUCUUUAAGAAAGAUGAAUUCGUCGUGUGUAAACGACACGGCAGAGUGUAAUUGUAGCCAGAGUUUGAAUGAGUCGGCUCCUCAGUGGUUACCCCCUCUAUACACGGACAUGUCUGAGCCUGCACGGAUAGCCGUGACGGUUCUCUACUGCGUCAUCUUCGCGGUGGGCAUGGCCGGGAACAUCCUGGUCAUCGUGGUCGUGUGGAGGUGUCUGGACAUGCGAACAACCACCAACUACUUCCUGGUGAACCUGAGCGUGGCUGACCUGCUGUUCCUGCUGCUGUGUGUGCCUGUCGGGCUGAUGGAGACCUGGAUACAGUACCCCUGGUACCUGGGGGAGACCAUGUGCUACGUGUCCCCUUACGUGGAACAGGUGGUGUUCCAGGCCUCCAUCCUCACCAUCGCCGCCAUCAGUGUGGAGAGAUACUUCGCCAUCUGCCGCCCGCUCCAGGCCAUGUACGUCCUGACCCGCCGCAGAACCUUCAUCGCCAUCGCGCUGGUCUGGCUGUUAUGUCUCCUCCUCUGCAGCCCGGUCAUUACCAUCACUAUCUUCCAAGUAGAUAAGUACCAGAAGGACGAGUGUUCCCCGAUAUACCUGGCCCACAACUGCCUGUCCAUCGCUCGCACGGCCCCGGCUGUGGCCUACUUCACGACGAUCACUCUCGUGUUCCUGGUGUUCCCCCUGGCGCUGUUGUGCGGCCUGUAUGUCAGCAUCUGCCGCAAACUGUACGACGUACCGAUGACGGAGAGUCGAGACUGCAAGAGCCAGCGAGCCAAGAUGAAGUCCCGCCGGCAGGUGGUGCACAUGCUGAUCUCCGUGGUGGCGCUGUUCUUCAUCUGCCUGACCCCUCACCGCGUGCUGCAGUCAUGGGUCCUCCUCACCACCGACAACAACAUCAACAUGGAGCUGGUGGGAACGUUCGUGGUGUUCAUCCGCACCCUGGUGUACCUCAACUCCACCCUCAACCCCGUCCUCUACACGCUCGUCUCCUGUAAGUUCCGUAACGCCUUGGUGCGCACGCUCAGCGGGCGUGGUCGCAAGCGCUUCUCCACCAUCUCCUCGGCCACCCACUUCUUCACCGCCCGGAACUCCACGACCAAGAGCAACCACACAGGCUCGCGGAAGGACACCCUGCAGAUGACGGACCUGAUGCUGGUGCUGCAGUCCGAAAAGAAGCCGCCAGAACACAAGGUGGUGUUGAGAAAAGUGCAGUCCACUUCCUUUUAGAUACAAGCAGUGGCUAAUGAAAACCACUUGCCCUGAUCUCGGAAGACGGUCCUCGGUCUUUCUGGGGCUUCUUUUACACCUGAUAUCUUGAACCCAGGUCCUAUUGAAUUCAUUUGGCGCCUUUUGUUUACAAAAACCUUCGUAACUGCCCAGCCCCGUCCUACAAGUAUUGAAAAUGGAUCCCAAACACUUUGUACUCAUGUUCUGGCGAUUCAAGUACAAGUGCUUUGACCCCAUACUUCGAAAAACUUCGAAAAUGCUGCGGCGUUUUUCGUAGCAAUAAUUCCCAGUGAUAACUACUACAUUUUGUACUACUAUUAUCUAAUAUAUGCAUGGUCAGAUCAUCAUGUCUAAACGAGUAUUCAGACAGUACGUGAAGUAAUGUCACAAUCAUCCUGUGAAGUCGAAGUCCCAGUUAGAAUGAAGUUUGCAUUAGAGCGAAGGGGCGGCACUGCUUCAAGAAGAAAUCAGAUGGAGAUAUCAAAAGAAAAGACAGGUGACACGUUACAGAUAAAUGGGAUGUACACUGAUCCUGUAACCCUAGAGGAGAGAAAGCAGUGCUGAAACUCAACGUGUGACACAACGUCCAUAUUUUUUUGUUUCCGGACGUGUGAUUAGGGCUAAGUGUCAGCCAUCUUGGUACACAGCAUAUUGGAGAUAACUGCACAAACUGCGUGAAAACACAAGGCAGUGCGGGGCGUGCUGUUUGAAUAGGAACGCGCAAUUUAUUUAUUUAAUGGCAGCGUCAAUUCAUCCCAGCAUUGCCAGUGCAUGGCUGUGGAAUAAGCUGAGAAUAAUAAUAUGAAAUAAUUUUAGUGAAGACAUCAAU